Polistes dominula (European paper wasp) is the source of this 800-nucleotide messenger RNA. RefSeq names its product calcyclin-binding protein. NCBI's taxonomy places the organism in Eukaryota, Metazoa, Arthropoda, Insecta, Hymenoptera, Vespidae. Gene Ontology annotation, molecular function: S100 protein binding; tubulin binding; ubiquitin protein ligase binding. The record is from RefSeq and is a predicted model, not a curated record. Gene Ontology annotation, biological process: heart development. Gene Ontology annotation, cellular component: nucleus.
UAAAAAAGAAUUUUUACAAAAAAAAAAAAAAAUAUAUAUAUAUCUUCUAGAGAAAAAGGAUUAAAUUUAAUAUUAUGGCUACGAAAAGUGAGGAGUUGAAACUCGACAUAGAAGAGUUGAAUAAUCUUAUACAACAAGCUACACGUCCCAAAGUAAAAGAUAUUCUUUCUUUGGAAAUUAGACGAUUGCAGACAGAGGUAGGAAAAUUGAUCGAAGAAAAUAAAGAUGUAUGUCCUAAGUCGGUAAAUUCAGCCAUUAAUUCUACUCCUAAAUGUUAUGACGUUAAGAUAAACAAUUAUUGUUGGGAUCAAACGAAUAGCGUUGUCAAAAUAUAUGUUCAAUUAAAGAGCGUACAUCUUUUACCAAAUAAUAAUAUUGUUUGUAAAUAUACUGAAAAGUCCAUGGAUUUGUUUGUUUACGGAUUGGAUAAUAAAAAUUAUCAUUUACCGAUCAAUAAUUUAUGCGAGGAUAUUGACACGGAAAAAAGUUAUUUCAAAGUAAAAGCAGAUAUGAUCAUCGUAUAUCUUUCGAAAAAAUCACUUAAAAAUUGGUCGUAUGUAACUGGCGUUGAAAAAAGAAUAAAAGAAGCAAAAACUCCAUCGGUUCCCGAUAUGGGAGAUGAUCCUGGUGCUAGUUUAGUAAAUCUAAUGAAGAAGAUGUAUCAAGAUGGAGAUGAUGAGAUGAAAAAGACAAUAGCUAAGGCAUGGACUGAAAACCAACACAAAUCUGCAGCGGGUCUGUCAGGUUUUGACUAUUAAUUGUAAAACAAUACUUAAUUAAAUGUAUUUUAUGUUUCCUUA